Blepharisma stoltei is the source of this 2389-nucleotide messenger RNA. NCBI's taxonomy places the organism in Eukaryota, Ciliophora, Heterotrichea, Heterotrichida, Blepharismidae. The record is from the annotation of a GenBank genome assembly.
AUGAGCUUUUCACCAAAUAAAAAUUUGCAAACAAUUUGGGAUAUUGAGAACCCAAAAGUUGCCAGUGAAAGAUUAACAAGGAAUCGCUCAAAUCUUGACCUGCAUAAUCGACAAAAAAGGCUGAAUGAUGGUAAUUAUCAUUAAGAAAGACUCACAAAAAUUGAGAACGAAAAUAUAAUACUGCUGAAUAAGCUCUCAGACAUUCAAAGAGGGAAAAGGUCAAGUAGUCUGCCAAAGCUAGCUCCCCCUUUUAAAUUGGAGCAAUUUGUGGUAAAAUUUCUAUUUUUGGGUACUUUGCUCCUUUUAAAUUAUAGCAAUUUUUUCAGUAGGAAUAUUUUAUAGGUAAAAAAACUAAUUUUUAUAAAAAUUAGUUAAUGAAUGCAAGUCAAAAUAGUAUUUAAACAUUUUUUUACGCUGAAUCGACUAAUUUUUUGAUAAAAUAAAUUAAAAUUCUUACUCCCCCCCCCCUCCGUGAGCGAACAAAAAAAUUUUGUUCGCUCACGGAGGGGGGUUAAUUUUUUUUUUUUUAAAAAAAAUUUAUAUAUAAAUUUUAUAAAAAAUAUUUUUUCGAAAUUUAAAAAAAAAUCCUAAUUUGCAAAAAUUGGGAAGCAAAUAUUAAUUUAAUUUGCAAAAUUUAUGUUUUAAAACGCAAUUUGUUUAAAAUUAAACAGAAUUAGCUCUAGAUUUCAUUAUACUAAUUAUCACUUAUAUAUCAAAAUUUUUUUCCAUUAAAAUUUUUUCUAUUAAAAAAAUUUUGUUCACUCACGGAGGGUGGGUUUUUGGUCAAAAAAUGGCGAUUUUUCUAAUGGUUUUGUUCGCUCACGGAGGGGGGGGGGGGAGUUAUAGAAAAAUUUAAUAUAAUAUUUUUUAAAAACAACAUUAAACCCCUUUGAAAUUGGAACAGGAUUUUUUGUUCCAAUUUAAAAGGAAAGUAAGGCCUGAGCCAAACAAGCCUUCAAAUUGAGGCCAACGCAAGAAUCGUCUGGUUCCAGAUUACUACUAAUGAUUUAGAUUUUAACUUAUUCUCUUCCUCCAGCAGGUUGAUUUAGGCAUACAUCAGCCCACUUAUUAAAUCCCAAAUUUAUGACUUUAGCAGCCAUCUUUUCUAUCAAGCAUUCCUGCAGACCCACAAAAGGGCCAGUAAUUCUUCACAGAUAGCGUUUUUGUCUCACCCGAACCUUAGUCCAGCGCGUGCUCCACCUAAGAGUGAUUCUCUUCGUGCUUCAGACAGCAAAAACUAUAUGUCUCUCUUCUUUCUUAGGCUAUCAAAUCAUCCUAUGCGCGGUAAUUCUUUUUUGCAUUGCAAUAGAGUCCAUGUAGAAAACUGAGCACAUGUAAUAUAGCGAGAAGAAAGGGUUGUCGGAGACAAUUAUUUCCGUAUGUAGCUAUUUUAUUAUAUCUCGUUAAGAUUACAAUUGAAAAUUAUGCAUUGCUUAAAAGGCUACAGCAGGCGAAAUCUAUUUUUGAUUACUCAAAACAGAAAACAGAAAGACACGAACAAGAAAAAUUAGCGAGGUCUAUAUGUGAAUAUCCUUAUAUUUUGGGUCCUGGCGAUCAUAUGAGAAAAAUCAGUGGCUUCAACACAUCUAAAUAUGAUGUAGAAAUCCCGAAAUAUAGAAGCCCAAAUGAUGGUUCAACUUUUUUACUCACUCCCCCCCCCCCCUCCGUGAGCGAACAAAAAAAUUUUGUUCACUCACGGAGGGGGGUUAAUUUUUUUUUUUAAAAAAAUUUUUAUAUAUAAAUUUUAUAAAAAAUAUUUUUUUCGAAAUUUAAAAAAAAUCCUAAUUUGCAAAAAUUGGGAAGCAAAUACUAAUUUAAUUUGCAAAAUUUAUGUUUUAAAAACGCAAUUUGUUUAAAAUUAAACAGAAUUAGCUCUAGAUUUCAUUAUACUAAUUAUCACUUAUAUAGCAAAAUUUUUUUCUAUUAAAAUUUUUUCUAUUAAAAAUAUUUUUGUUCACUCACGGAGGGUGGGUUUUUUGGUCAAAAAAAUGGCGAUUUUUCUAAUGGUUUUGUUCGCUCACGGAGGGGGGGGGGGGACUCAGGACAGAUUGUGCUUGACAAUAAGCCAUAUAUUAUCGACAUAAGGGCUGAUAAUAAGUAUUUUAUAUUUAGAAUAAUGCGCUUAGACGCAUAUAAACCUGGAGAUAUUUUCAAGCAUACGCUUGAAAUCUCUCUUAUCCCCGCUUUUAAAUUGGGAAAAAAAUAUCUGAAAGGGGGUUUAAAUUUUUAAACAAAAAUUAAUAUUAAUUUUUUAUAGAAAUAUACCGAUAUUUUGUUAAAUGGGGAGUUAAAUGAUGCAGUUUUCUUGAUGAAAGGGAAAAAUAAUUAUGAAUUCUUGAUUUCAAUGCUGAGUUUGGAAAAUGGAGAGCUUGUGCUCACAGAGCCUUAA